Molecule: messenger RNA, 4287 nt
Organism: Mycena indigotica
Lineage: Eukaryota; Fungi; Basidiomycota; Agaricomycetes; Agaricales; Mycenaceae
Product: 5'-3' exoribonuclease 1
Exons: 16
Coding region: 1-4287 (1428 amino acids)
Biological process (GO): rRNA catabolic process; nuclear-transcribed mRNA catabolic process
Cellular component (GO): nucleus
Molecular function (GO): 5'-3' RNA exonuclease activity; RNA binding
Source: RefSeq, a predicted model, not a curated record
AUGGGUAUCCCCAAGUUUUUCCGCUACAUCUCAGAGCGCUACCCGCUGACUUCUCAGCUGAUCCAGGAAAACAAGAUUCCAGAGUUUGACAACCUCUACUUGGACUUCAAUGGCAUCAUACAUAACUGCUCACAUCCUAACGACGGGGACGCCCAUUUCCGACUGUCAGAAGAGCAAAUAUUCACCUCUAUAUUCUCUUACGUGGACCUGCUCUUCGGGAAAAUCAAACCCAAGAAGCUGUUCUUCAUGGCCGUUGACGGGGUUGCUCCGCGAGCCAAGAUGAAUCAACAACGGGGUCGGCGAUUCCGCACAGCGAAAGAGGCCAGGGAACUUCGGGAGAAGGCCGAGGCGAAGGGAGAGGUCCUGCCAGUAGAGAAGGCAUUCGACAGCAACUGCAUCACGCCAGGAACACCGUUCAUGGCCAGAUUGUCCGAACAGCUGCGAUACUUCGUCAACAAGAAGAUUACGGAGGACUCAAAUUGGCGCGAUGUUGAGGUCGUGCUAUCCGGACACGAGGUACCUGGAGAAGGAGAACAUAAGAUCAUGGAAUAUAUCCGUCAUGCUCGAGCGCAACCCAACUACAAUCCCAACGUCCGACACUGUCUUUACGGUCUCGACGCGGAUCUCAUCAUGCUGUCCCUUCUCAGCCAUGACCCCCACUUCUGUCUCCUCCGUGAGGAGGUCAAGUUCGGGCCUUCUCGCAACAGCAAACGGGGCAACGCAUCACUAGACGCGACCAACUUCUAUCUUCUCCAUCUUUCUCUGAUGCGAGAGUACCUGGACCUCGAAUUCCGAGAAAUUGCACCGGUACUCGGAUUCGAAUACAACCUCGAGCGCAUCAUCGACGACUUCAUUCUCUUGGCGGUCUUCGUGGGGAAUGACUUCCUCCCUCAUCUGCCGGACUUGCACAUUCAUGAGAAUGGAUUACAGCGUCUGUGGGAUGUCUAUCGAAAGGUUCUUCCUGGAAUGGAUGGAUACAUCAACGAGAGCGGAGUCAUCAAUACAAAGCGACUACAAGUCGUGCUGGACGAAAUGGGGGAUUGGGAGCUGGAGGUUUUUGAGAAAGAAUAUGCGGAUCUAAAUUGGUACAAGGGGAAGCAGGCGAAGGUUGUUAAAGAGAUGGAGCUGGCGCGAGCGCGGAAUAAACUUGUCGUCACAAGGUCGCAGCGGGAGAUAUUCGACAAAGUGAAGACAUUCGUGGAGGAGAGCAGAGGCAAACGAGGGACUGCGAUACUGUCGAUGCGGAACGAGUUCCCAGCGAGAGAUAGGGUGUUCAUCCUCAAACUAGCGGAGGACCUCCAUCUAGGACUGAGAUGGGAUGAGUUUGACGAGGAGGACAGGAGUUUGGUGACAUGGCGCUUUCCAGGACAUGCAAGCGAAGAGGACCAGCCUAACGGUGGUCAUGACAAGGAUAAUGAUGAAGAUGAAGAUGAAGGGGAGUGGGAAGGCACGGACUCAGAGGAUGAUUCAGAGGCGGAAGCGGCAGUGGAGCGUGUGCUGAAGAAAUAUGAGAAAGCACCAGUCGCGGACGACGAUACAGAUGGCGGAUUUGACGCGAGGCAUGCCCGCUCCGUCAAUGAAAAGAUGGACGAGUGGAAGCGAAAUUACUACAAGGGCAAACUGGAAAUCUCGUAUGAUGACCCUGAAGAAAUGGGCGAUCUGGUCUAUCGCUAUGUCGAGGGGCUACAAUGGGUUAUGCUUUACUACUUCAGUGGUGUCGCAUCCUGGGGAUGGUUCUAUAACUAUCAUUAUGCGCCACGUAUCUCUGACUUGCGCGGGAUCGACAAGAUGGUAUUUAAAUUCGAGCUGGGACGACCAUUCCGGCCUUUUGAACAACUCAUGGGGGUGCUUCCUGUGGCCAGUAAAGACCAUAUCCCCCUCGCAUAUCAGAACUUGAUGUUUCACGUUGACUCGCCUAUUCGCGACUUCUAUCCUCUCGAAUUUGAGCAGGACCUCAAUGGGAAGAAGGCGGAAUGGGAGGCGGUUGUCAAGAUUCCCUUUAUUGACGAGAAAAGAUUGCUAGAAGCAAUGCAGCCCCGAGAGGAAAUACUUACAGCGGAGGAGAAAAGCCGCAAUUCAUUUGGGACAAGCACGAAGUUUAGCUACAGCCACGGCGAGCCGACACUCUACCCAUCCUCUUUGGAGGGUUUCUUCCCCCCGAUCAAUAACUGCACAUGCGUCAUGGAACCAUUCGAUCUCCCCACUCUUGACGGGUUACAUCCGGUUAUGGGGCUCGUUGAUGGUGUUCUCAUGGGCAAGGCUGCGCUUGCCGGUUUCCCUUCCCUCAACACUCUUCCUCAUACUGCCGUGUUGGGUGUCCACGGAGUAAACGUUCACGGGACAGAGAGCAAAAACAAGUCAAUCGUGGUGAAUAUCCAGAACCCACACGAAGCGCGCAAGACGGAGGACAUAGCCAAAGAAAUGAUCGGCAAGCGGACUUUCACUGGGUGGCCAUUCUUGCGGGAGGGAAUGGUUGUUGCAGUUUCAGACUCGCACUUCAAAUACGAUAAGAUGUCGCUGAUCUCUGGAGGGCCCCAGCGGGUCAUAUCGAACCCGCAUACACCACAUGGACUAGGUUAUUGGAAGAUGAAGGCCGAGCGGAUCGAGACAACGUAUUCGAAACGGAGCGGUGUUAUUACCGGCAUGAUAGAUGUCUUGCUACAUGUCCGUCCACUGAAAGGCAUGAAACGUCUUGAAUCUGGGGCUCUCGUCAAAGACUAUGAAGACGCGGACAAGGAGCAGGAGCACGCAGUCCAGAUGACCAUUUCAGAAGUCGCAUCCGAAGACCCCCGAUUUCUCGAGCGCGCGGCCCCGCCAUUGUCGGAAGAGUUUCCGGACGGAAGCAAGAUUUUCUUCUUGGGCGAGCAUGCAUAUGGCGUCGCCGCGGCCGUCUCUGCAACGACAGAAACGACACUCUCAGUUAUACUCGCAUUCUUCCCGACCGAGAAAGCCGAAAACGACCAAUUUAAAUCAAUUGUCGAGGCGCGCAAAUCCGUUCGGUAUUUCCCCUCUUUCCGUGUCGCGGACAUGCUCGGUAUUUCCGGGAGAGCACUCUCGAAAAUCACCUCUAGCUUCCUCGUUAUAACGGCAGACGGACAAAAAACCAAUCUUGGGUUGAAUCUCAAAUUUGACGCGAAAGCACUCAAGGUCAUCGACUACACACGCAAGGAGCAGAAACAUUGGGAGUUCAGUGAGAAGGCGAUUGAGCUCAUCCGGGAUUACAAGAAUAGGUUUCCAGCGAUCUUUUACUCCCUUGACGCUGGUGGAGACGCCAUUGGCAAAGCUUCCGAUCUUCUACAGGUCCCGGACCCAGACAGUGUCAUCCGCGAAGCCAAAGCAUGGCUAAAGGCAACCGGCAUACGGGAUAUGGAGGCGGUCUCGCUCUUCUGCGACCAGCUGGGGAAAGACACAGUUAUGGAGAUCGAGAAGCUUGCUGACAGCAUCUCCGCAAAUAAGGUGCCCUCAGCAAUCAAGAAGGCAAUCGUCAAAGGCAUCCCACGACAAGCUGUCCUCAAGCCCGCACAUGCAGUCUAUCGACUGCAGACCCAACAAUUUGCGCUCGGAGACAGAGUAACGAUGGUCCAGGACUCUGGUGCUGUACCCUUAUGUGUGAAGGGUGUGGUGAUUGGCCUGAAUGCAAAGACGAUGGACGUGGUCUGGGAUGUGCCCUUCAUGAGUGGGACGACAAUGGGCGAUAGGUGCUCCCAAUACCGUGGAUCUUCUGUUGAAUUCAAUACCUGCCUCAACUUGACGAAUCCCCAAUUCGUCACGUCCACGGCACCCAAAGCUGGUCCAGUACCCCCACCAGCUCCUCGAUCCCGCUGGACUGGUGCAGGACCCCAAACCCGUCUUGGGCAGAUCGCUACUAGUAGUCGUCAGGCACCAAUCUUGUCCCGCAGGGAUGACGGACAAGCGACUGAAGCCUAUCAAGCCCCAAUCGCCAUCAUGACCAAUCCUAACCGUGGACGAGGAGGCCCGUUGCCUAGCCGAGGAAUUGUCAGUCUCAAUGGCCAUGGAAACGCUUCGCUACCAAAUGCGCAUGCGCUGCCGUUUAUUCCUCGAGGAGAGGGUUCGGCUUUGGACACGCAUCCUCGAGGUCGCGGUGGUGCAUUACCAACGGGAACACCGGCUAUACCACCUUUCCGUGGGCGGGGAGGAGGCGGAGGGCUAAUUGAGCGGGGUGGGUAUAGAGGUGGGGCCAGAGGUGGUGCUGGUGCUCGUGGUGGGUUCCGCGGAGGAAGAGGCAGAGGGAGGGGAGGGCAAUUUUCACCGUCCGUCCCGUCUUAA